AUGGCAAACGCUGUUAAACGUCUUAUUCCAUUACUUGACCGUGUUUUAAUCAAAAGAGCCGAGGCGGUAACCAAAACGGCAGGCGGCAUCGUUAUUCCUGAAAAGGCUCAGUCUAAGGUGUUACAUGGAGAAGUGGUUGCUGUAGGACCUGGAGCAAGGAAAGAAGACGGCGAAUUUAUUCCCGUAUUAGUGAAAGUUGGUGACAGAGUUCUCCUACCAGAGUACGGCGGUACUAAAGUUUCCCUGGAAAAUGAUGAUAAGGAGUAUCAUCUCUUCAGGGAAUCGGACAUUCUAGCCAAGAUAGAAAAUUAA
Parnassius mnemosyne (clouded apollo) is the source of this 312-nucleotide messenger RNA. NCBI's taxonomy places the organism in Eukaryota, Metazoa, Arthropoda, Insecta, Lepidoptera, Papilionidae. The record is from the annotation of a GenBank genome assembly.